GAGAGAACAUCUGAUGAAAAGAGAAACACAGUCAAAAUCAAAACAAAUGUGGGUUAGGUUAAUUUUUUGUUUCGGCCCCAGUUUUUUAAUUCCCUUUUUCUCGUAUUUUGUAGUUUACGUUUAAAUUUAUUUCACUUAUGAAAGUAGCCCCAAGAUUAAAACAAUGUCAAUUUUACCACCUGACCCAAUAUACUCUUUUAGGAAAGAUAUGGGGCACAUUCACUGUCUAAAUUUUUGUGUGCGGGGAGAAAAGUUUGUUUCACAACUUUUAGCAGGGACCGAAAAAGGUACAGUGUAUUUUUGGGAUUUGGAGUCAAAUAGAUUACAACUUAAACAAGACAUGGGCAAAUCAAUACAAUCUAUUCACAGUUUCGACUAUAAAAUAAUAACACAAGAAAAAGAAGGGCAAGUCAAACUUUGGUCAGUUAAAAAAAGUUCUUAUCAAGUAGAAAGUCAAGCUACAUGUGUUAUGAGCUUCUGUAAAAGUAUUUUAAUAAACAAAACUUUACUAGUACCUCAAGAAAAGGGUUGUGUAGAUAUCUUAAAUAUUAAUGAUUUAACAAAAGUAAAUCAGUUAAAUCCAGAAAGGGAGAACUUAGGCUCCAUAAUGGCUUUACAAGAAGUAAAUUUGGGAAGUAACUAUUGUGUUAUGGCUGGAUAUGAAACAGGUGAUGUAGUUUUAUGGGAUUUGAAUACAUUCCAGCCUUGUGGACAUAUACAACUUCACGAUCAAUUAACAUCUCUGACAUUUGAUCCUAUUUCUAAGAGAGCUGUUAGUGGAUCUUCUUCUGAUACCCUUGAGGUGUUUACCAUAAACAAUGCAUACGAAAUGGCUAUUAUAGGAGAAUGUUCCAUUACAAAUAAGGGUUGUAAUGUAGUGAAAGUUAGAUCUGACUCUAAAAUAGUUGUGUCUGGCGGAUGGGAUCGUCGAAUCAGGAUAUUUUCUUGUAAAACAUUCAGAGUAUUGACAGUUUUGAACGAUCACGAAGGACCUAUUACUGAUGUCCAAUUUUCGCCGUUUCCCGUAAAUUAUUGGGAGUCCAAUAUAAUGGCAGUUAGCGGAACCGAUGGACUAAUAACCCUUUGGGAUUUGUACAACUAAAUCCAUUUCACUUUCUUUUAAUAAGAAAAUAAUUAUUGAAAACGAAAGUGAACUAAUUUAUAAACAAAUUAACCGACUAAAAUUCCUUUUUAUUGUAUUGGAAAUAGAGGGAUGUUUUUGUACAUUCAGAUUUUGGUUGUUACAGUUCGCUUCAGUUAAUUGUAAAAUGAUUUUGUUGAGAAAUUUUCUGACCCACACUUUGUUAAUUGAAAUGUUAUUAUUUUUAUCAUUAGAAUUCGCCUGGUUUUUAACUAACAAAAAAGACAGUUACAGUGUGAUUCAUUCAAAAAUCUAUGAACAAUUAAAAGUAAAACUUCUAUAAAAUUGUGAUGACAUUCCUUUUUUAAUUGCUUUUCGUGUCAUUUUAGGGCUUAUUGUGAGAUUAUUGUUAUUUUUGCUUUGUUUUGUAAUCGCAUCCUGUAGGAAAAAGUGUCCUUGUCGAAGAUCAAGUUUCUAUAAGUGACUUGUAUCAUUGGACUUAAUAUUGACUCAUUAUUUUUGUUUUUUCACGUCAUUUACUUUGGAAUAAGUGUGUUACACAAGAUAUUGACAAAUAAUCACAAUUUUAACAUUAUACAGUGUGUCUAGAAACUGCUAAAUUCAAAUUAUAGAUACUAGAUGUGUUUUUAUGACCUAGUAACCUAAUUUACCUUUAUCCUACGAAAGAUACAGAGAAAUUAUGUUGUUUAGUAAGUUUUUUUAUCAAAAAAACUCGGUAUUUUCAAAUUUGGUACAUUAUUUAAGCUUUUGAUAUUUAAUUUUUCAUUAUAUAGGGUGAAUAUCAAUUUUUUACAAUUAGUUUUCUGACAAAUUAUUCAGUAAAUUUUAAAUUAUAAGGUGUGAUGAAUUUUCUCUUUAAUUGUUUUCCAUGUCAUCUAACAAGUCCUUUUUCAGUUUCCUAUCUUUCUAUUGCUUAUUGUAAUAUGGUAUUUUUCCUUUUUUUUUGUAAUCAUAUCCUCUAGGAAAAAGUGUACUUAUUGACUUGCCAUUAUAAUUUAAUUUCUUUUUUAUAAAUACAAAAAAAUUCGAGUAGAACAAAGUAUUAAUUUACAAAAUUGAAAAAAAAAACAUUGGCUCACUGAUUAAUGAAAAAUAGUUUCUAAACAUUAAAUGGAUCACACUGUACAUAUAUCUACAAUUUUUCAUGCCUAUUUUUCCAAAAAAGAAAAUAAUUUUUGACAAACUGUUUUUAAAAACAUUUCUAAUUGUACAAUUAGUUCCUUAAUAUCCUUAUAGUGUAUAGAAUACCAACCCCCCCCAAUCAAACUUUACAUUUAAUAAAAUCUCAUGGAUAUUUUUAGGAUCUCAUAAUAACUCAUACCGAAUACAAUUUUUCACUCCUCUAGUGUUGAUACAUGUUUUAUAUAAUUUUUUUGAUAAAAAAAUCAAAUUAAGCAGCAGUAAGGUAUCUAGGAACACCAAACUUUUGAUAUCAUCAAUUUUUAAAAAUAUUUAAAAUAUUUGUCAUGUAUUCAAGCAUUAUUAGAACUUUCAAAUGAAAGUACUUUAUCUUAACUCAUCGUACUAUAUCACUGGCCUAUUCUUUAAUUUCCAUUGUGUUCCUAAUCGAUAUUUAUGGAACUGAACAGACUUUUUAGACAGAGAGCUAACUACCUUAAACAGUUGGAAAUACCGUUUGUCGAUUAACUUUUAUCUAGCGGUUUACUAACUCAAAAGUCUUGUACCAAAUCUGUGCUGUUUUAUGUGGAUUAUUUCACUACCACUACAUUAACAUUCGCCUUAGGCCUCUGAAGAUGAUAAUCUAGUUAUCGAAACACGGAUUUAACUGAGUAAUAAUAAACAGUACAUUUGGUAUCCAUUAUAUUUGCUUUGAGCCUCACUUUAUCUUUGAAAUUAUCCAGUUCUAGACCUAACUGCCUUUUUUUCAGUAUUCCUGUUAUUCAUAUCGGUUUUAAUGUUUUGGAUUCUGAAUUAACAGUGAAUAUCCAUAUUUAUUAAUAAAAUACAAAAAUUUUUAUUAUUCUUCUACAAAAGGUUAUUCCAAAUUUCAUAUUUCACCCUUUAUAUAAAUAAAGAAGUCCAAUAAAGCAUAUACAUCCCGGUGAUUAAUUUCUAAACGAGAGUGUAGUGGAGUAAAAGAAACUAUUUCAAAACAAUCUUAUAGCAAACUCACAAAUUCGAUAUUACAUUCGAAAUUAUUUUUUUAUCAUUAAAAAUUGAAUUGAUUUUUUCAUACUAUUUAAACAGUAUUUCAGCACAUUACCAAAAAACUAAGUAAGUUCAUAAAAAAACUAGUUCUAUACAUAAUAAGUUCAUUCUGAACGUUUCAAUGAAAUUGUAAAGGGCCAUAUCUGGAUGUUAUGUGGAAGUUUUACAUUAGAGGGAGACAGGAUUAACAAAAAGUUUUUUUUAUCAUUUUCUUCUCAAGUCUUAUUUUUAUUUCUAUUAUCCCCUUCUUCUGGUCUUCGUAACUUUUCUGGUGGUAAUCAAUUAAGGAAAUUAUUUCAUUUGUUCUUCUCCAGAUUGAAUUCCUCUAAAACAAUUUUCAUAUUUCCAGUUUAUUUACCUCGAUAAUAUCCAUAGUUUGGAUCAAUAGAGCAUUGUUGGUUGAUUAAUUGUUUUAUAAACUGUAGUUUCCACUGAUUUUGAUAUUUUGGAAUUUAACACUGUUUUUAUGGUUCCUGCUGUCUUUCCUCCCUUCCCAAUUAUUUUUUUCUAUUUCCUCAAUUGAUUUUAUUCAUAUCCCACUUAUUUCCAAUGCUUUUUCUAUACUGUAGAUGAGUCCAGUCCUAUGCCCCUACUUUAGAGAGUCUGUCAGUUAUUUUGUUUCCCUUCACUCCGGUGUGUCCCAAAAUCCAUUGAUGGAUACUUUUAUUUUUCUUGUUUAUGGAUGCUGGUGUGCAAUGGGGCCCAAAUAAUUGAUACUUUUGCCUUGAAUUAGUAGAUGAGGUGUAGUUGAUUUUUAUUGAGAAGACCUAGUAGAUAAUUGGGAAAAGUUGUUGAUUAGUGUGGAUGAAGCUCAUAUGUAUUACAUACAAAGUCAAAAAACCCACAACUCCUGUGUUUUGUAUCAUGACAUCAGAUACGCCCUUCAAUUAUUUGUGAUAAUAUUCUUGGUGGCAUUUUUUUGAAAACUUUUAUUUAAAAAACAGCAUUUCAAAAAGUAUGUACCUUAAUGAAUGCCAUAGGAAUUUAUUUUAACCAUGUGUAAUAAAUAUUUUUCUAAAAA
Messenger RNA from Diorhabda sublineata, 4292 nucleotides. RefSeq names its product guanine nucleotide-binding protein subunit beta-like protein 1. The transcript is spliced from 4 exons. Bases 164 to 1102 code for a protein of 312 amino acids. The record is from RefSeq and is a predicted model, not a curated record. Gene Ontology annotation, molecular function: protein binding. Lineage: Eukaryota; Metazoa; Arthropoda; Insecta; Coleoptera; Chrysomelidae.